CUUAAUUUUCUUCCCACAUUGCAACCCAAUCCUCCCGUGAUCACAACCGACCCACCUUUGCUUUCGAUAUGUAGCGUGACUCAUAAAGAGCUAGUCGAUGUCAAUUGUCCUGUCACCUUCUGCCUUUCUCUAAGGUGUAGUUGCUGGUGCGACACUCCUUUCAUGUUGCCAUGGCCCUUCCCACUACUUGUGAUGCACGGAAACAAGCCCGAUGCAUGCAUGCAAAGUAAGGUGGGUUGUCGCCUUUUCAGUUUGUAGGAUAGCUAAUCGCUCAUGCCGAGCGGUAGGGUACGAUGCCAGCUUCUUUAGUUUGUAAGAUAGCUAAUCGCUCAUGCCAAGCGGUGCGGUAGGCUGCCGACUGGAGCUGGUGAAAUCUAAGCCUAAACUUGUUGAAAAUGCGUCGAUGAAGAAAGAGUACACCUCUGAGUUGCCACACCUUUCCGGGUGUACCCACACACCCCAUUAACAGUGGAUUCGAAGCAACAAAAUCCAAAAAUUCUGAAAGGGUGGCACAUCUCACUGUGGGCCUGGAAAGGAAUGCACGUGUCGGACGGGAACGAGACUAACCAAUGAAAGGAAAUUAAUUAAGGCAAUCAGCUGAUCAUACAUUUAUAUCUGUGAGCUCGAAGCGCGCGCGGCGCCUUUCGAUCGAUCCAUCGCCACACCUCACUGCUAUUGCUCGGCGUCUUCUCGCCACCAGAAUCACUGCAUUACAAGAAAUGCGGGCGCCGUUCUGCCUCCUCCUCGUCGUCGGUGUGCUCCUGCUGCUCCGGUGGCCGGCGUCGAGCCUCGCUUCGGUGCAGGUGGCCCGGACCAUCACCGUGGACCAGCGCGGAGGAGGGGACUACACGACGGUGCAGUCGGCGCUGGACGCCGUGCCGGACGGCAACAGCCAGUGGGUCAAGAUCUACGUCAAGCAAGGGAGCUACAGAGAGAAGGUGAUAAUCCCAAGUGAGAAGGGCUUCAUCUUGCUCGAAGGUGACGGCUCCUCGUCAACGGACAUCAACUUCGACUCACAUGUUGACGGCGCCGACGCGCCCGGCAUCGCCCCUAUCACGGGCCGCCUGCGUGGCAACCUCGCGGAAAUCUCGCAGACGUACAACAGCUCCACCUUCACAGUCCAUUCCGACAACUUCGUCGCCCGCAACAUCACCUUCAAGAACACGUACACCGGCAACAAUCCGGCGGUUGCGUUCCUCAUGGACGGCGACAAGGGCGCGUUCUACGACUGCGCCUUCCACGGGUACCAGGACACGCUCUCCGACCUCGCUGGCCGGCACUACUUCCGCCGCUGCCUCGUCGAGGGCGCUGUGGACUUCAUCUUCGGCUACGGGAGGUCCAUCUACCAGGACUGCACCCUCGUGUCCAAUAUGGCGGCGUCGUCCCAGCAGCCCGGGUGGGUGACGGCGCACGGCCGGGCCGCCGACAAGAGCGCCGCGUUCGUGUUCAAGGGCGGUUCCAUCACCGGCUCCGGGCGGCAGUACCUCGGCCGCGCGUGGAACGAGCAGGCCACCGUCGUGUUCUACCAGGUGAACAUGGCCAGCAUCGUCGUCCCGCAGGGGUGGGCUAAGUGGACCUCCACCCAACAUGUGUCACAAGUGACGUUUGCGGAGGUCGGAUGCAGUGGCCCGGGUUCCGCCACCGGAGGAAGAGUGCCAUGGGAGAAGCACAUGGACAAUGCGGAGGUGCAGAGAUUCGUGGACAUCGGGUUCAUCGACGACGGUUGGCUAUCUAAUCAACCCUAGUUGUGGCUCGCCAAAAAAACCCCUUAGUUGUGGCGGGAUAGCUAGCAGCGAAAUACAUUCAGAUGUAUAUUCAAGGUUCAUGAUCUAAUGUAGUGGGGAAGAAGGGCUUAGGAUUGACCAACAAGGCAAAGAAAUUGGGAAUUUCGUAGGAAUUUUAGAUAAUUUCAAUCCUUAUUAAGAAGUUCAUAUGUAUGGGCCUCUUUGAUUUACACGAAGUAUUUUGGAGAAUCUUACUCCUAACCAAUUA
Messenger RNA from Triticum urartu, 1992 nucleotides. The record is from RefSeq and is a predicted model, not a curated record. Lineage: Eukaryota; Viridiplantae; Streptophyta; Magnoliopsida; Poales; Poaceae.